Lachancea lanzarotensis is the source of this 2592-nucleotide messenger RNA. It is a transcript of the gene MGM1, whose product is annotated as LALA0S10e01904g1_1. Lineage: Eukaryota; Fungi; Ascomycota; Saccharomycetes; Saccharomycetales; Saccharomycetaceae. The record is from RefSeq and is a predicted model, not a curated record. The coding region runs from base 1 to 2592 and encodes 863 amino acids. Gene Ontology annotation, cellular component: membrane; cytoplasm; microtubule. Gene Ontology annotation, molecular function: GTPase activity; GTP binding; microtubule binding. The transcript has a single exon.
AUGUUGCGAGCAUCGGAUAAAGCUGUUCCAGCUUCGCGAGCUUUUUUGAGAGCUUUGGUGCUUCGAAGCUUCCACAACGGGCCUCUCAGAAGAGUCCAUCCCACGUCAUACUACCACUCUUUUGUGAGACCGUCUACACCCACUUAUGUGUCGCGAGAACUUAUUCAACAUCUCACACACCGCCGGUUUGCAUCAUUUUUCCCCAAGCUUCUCGCCAGAACCGUAAAAAUACCUGCAUAUAUAGGUGGUGGAGCUGCUGCUGUGAGCUCUUAUGUUGCGUACAAGGUCGAAGAAGCAACCAAUUUUUCUCAUGAGAAACUUUCACAGCUCAAGGACUUUGCACAGGGUAUGAAAAACAGAUUGGGCGAUGCUUUUGGUGGGCGAGGUGGUUCUGACGGUGAAGAAGGUGGAGAUAGUGAUCGCGACGCCGCGGCAGCAGCAGCACUACUGGCGUCCUUGGGCAAAGAACAGUUCAGUGCACAGGAAAGGGGAGAUGAGGAAGACGAGGACGAAGAAGAAGAAGAAGCUGAUGAUAACACCGAAAACGAUAUCUUGAACUUGACCAAACAGAUGAUCGAAAUACGGGCCAUCCUCAACAAGGUAGAUUCAUCUUCAGCCAACCUAACAUUACCGUCCAUUGUGGUGGUAGGCUCACAGUCGUCUGGGAAAUCUUCAGUUCUUGAAUCUAUUGUAGGGAAGGAGUUUCUGCCCAAAGGUUCCAACAUGGUUACAAGAAGACCGAUCGAACUGACGCUGGUCAACACUGCAGGUUCAAAUGAGACUACAGCAGAUUUUCCUUCCCUUCGUGCCUAUAAUAUCAAGGAUUUUAAUGAGGUGAAGCGCAUCCUUAUGGAAUUGAACAUGGCCGUUCCUUCUACGGAAGCAGUUUCCGCUGAUCCCAUCCAACUAACUAUCAAAUCUUCGCGGGUUCCAGAUUUGUCUUUAGUCGAUCUACCAGGCUACAUUCAAGUGGAAGCCGCAGAUCAGCCCUUGGAGCUAAAAUCCAAGAUCCGCCAGUUAUGUGACAAAUACCUAGCAGAACCAAACAUUAUAUUGGCAAUCUCCGCAGCCGAUGUUGAUUUAGCGAACAGCAGUGCAUUAAGGGCUAGUAAAAUUGCGGAUCCUAAGGGAACAAGAACCAUCGGAGUCAUUACAAAGCUAGACUUGGUGGAUCCCGCUCGGGCUCGUGAGGUUCUUAAUAGUAAAAAGUACCCACUGAAAAUGGGCUACGUCGGUGUCAUUACAAGGGCCCCUAGUACCACCGCCAAAUUUUUUGAUACUGGUUCGAAACAGGGUCUUUUUACUCGAAAAGACCCUAAAGAGACCGUGGUCGAACAAACACGUUCGUUUGAAAGGGAUUAUUUCAGGCAAAAUAGAAGUACUUUCACUAACUGUCAAGUCUCAACCAAGAAGCUUAGGGAAAAGCUCAUAAGCAUUUUGGAGAUAUCUAUGUCUGAAGCGCUCGAACCUACAUCAAGAUUGAUCCAUCAAGAGCUUGAUGAUACGUCAUACUUGUUCAAAGUGGAGUUCAAUGACCGCCAGCUCACUCCUAAAUCAUACCUUUUAAGUAACGUUGACGUUCUGAAACUUUCGAUCAAGGAACUACAAGAAAAGUUUAACAGAUACGAGCUAAAGUCUAUUCUGAAAGCCGACUUAGAUCAGCGUGUACUUGACCUUCUUGCAACACGGUAUUGGAAAGACGACAACUUACAGGAGCUGACUGCUAAGAAAACUGAAAAAGAUGAGUCUUCGGCACUGUACUGGCAUAAAAAAUUAGAACUUUCUUCCGGAAGUCUCACAAAAAUUGGUGUUGGAAGAAUCUCGACGUCGCUGGUCACCAAUGCAAUCUUGAAGGAGCUAGAAAACGUUUUAGACCUGACACAACUGAAAAAUCACGAUUUGAUCAAGGAGUUGGUGAACAACACGGCAGUGAACGUACUGAACACGAAGUACUACUCCACGGCAGAUCAAGUCGAGAACUGUAUCAAACCUUUCAAGUAUGAAAUUGACUUGGAGGAGCGUGACUGGGCAGUGGCGCAUGAGCACGCUACGAACUUGAUUAGGGAAGAGAUGAGACAAUGCAGUGAGAGAUUGCAGGCCAUCAAAAAUAUGGUAGGGGGGCGUAAACUAUCUCAAGUUAUGACUUACUUGAAGCAGGAUGUUGGAAAUCAGGAGACCUUAGGUUUUUCCGGGUUGUUACUGGAGCGUGGUCGAGAAGCUGAAUUUUUGGAGAAGAGAUCUCACCUCCUGAAUUUCAGGUUGAAGAUUCUGAAAAACAAAUGCCAUUCCACCGCUGAUAAGGACUUAUGUCCAGAAGUGUUUUUGAAUGCCGUCAGUGACAAACUGACUUCAACUGCGGUCUUGUUUUUGAACGUCGAGUUGCUCAGUGAUUUCUUCUACAAUUUUCCGAUCGAGCUGGAUAGAAAGCUCUCGGGACUCUCUGACGAACAGGUAGAGCUAUUUGCUAAAGAGGACCCCCGCAUUGCUCGUCAUAUCGACCUGCAGAAACGGAAAGAUCUUUUGGAACUUGCUCUAGAGCGCAUAGAUUCUAUUCUGAUGUACAAGAGAAGCUACAAAAAUGCGAAAUCUUGA